Molecule: messenger RNA, 1017 nt
Organism: Rhineura floridana
Lineage: Eukaryota; Metazoa; Chordata; Lepidosauria; Squamata; Rhineuridae
Product: forkhead box protein D4-like 1
Biological process (GO): cell differentiation; anatomical structure morphogenesis; regulation of transcription by RNA polymerase II
Molecular function (GO): DNA-binding transcription factor activity, RNA polymerase II-specific; RNA polymerase II cis-regulatory region sequence-specific DNA binding
Source: RefSeq, a predicted model, not a curated record
AUGAGCCCGCCCAGCGAGGAGGCAGCUUUCGACCAGCUCCGAGCCUCGGGUUCAGAUGGGCAGGAAGACGAGGAAGAGGUCGACGUCUUGGGCGAAGGCAGCCGGGGAUACCUCCGUCGGCGGAAGGAGCCCGAGAGCCGUGCCAGGACGAGCGAGGCCAAAGGAGUGGCUAGCGGGCAGGCGCUUGGCGGGGCUGCAACUGCCGCAGCAGCAACAGCGGCGAAGGGGCUGGCCAAGCCUCCCUACUCGUACAUCGCGCUGAUCACCAUGGCCAUCCUGCAGAGCCCGCAGCAAAAGCUGCCACUGAGCGGGAUCUGCGCCUUCAUCCGCGGGCGCUUCCCUUACUACCGCGAGCGCUUCCCCGCCUGGCAGAAUUCCAUCCGCCACAACCUCUCGCUCAACGACUGCUUCGUCAAGGUGCCCCGCGAGCCCGGCAGCCCGGGCAAAGGCAGCUACUGGAGCCUCCACCCGGCCUCGCAGGGCAUGUUUCACAACGGCAGCUUCCUCCGGCGAAGAAAGCGCUUCAAGAGGCCUCCGCGCCCUUUGCCCUCGGCCCCUGCCACCGGGAUCCUGCUCUUCCCGCCUCUGCCUCCGCCUCCUUGCACCCUAAUCCACCCAGCAGCUGGGUCCCUGCCUGCCUACGCGCUGCCCCAGGCGGGAAGGACGGAGGCCGAGUCCUCCUCGCAGGCGGGGAAGCGGCACAAGGUUGCAGAGCAAGAAAAGGGACCCUGCGGAGAGAUCGGUCUGUGCGACGGCACCAGCAGGUGCUCCUUCAGCAUCGAGAGCAUUAUGAUGGGCCCAAAAACUCCCGCCGCCCUACAAUUAAGCUCGCUGAUUCCGCCCCCGUUAGCCACCACGUGGAGUCGCUGCCCAGCUUUGCUUCCCCGCCCUCAGCGCUUCUUCUCCCCCUCGAGGAGGACCUUGCUGGAGUCUAAGACCAGCCGCAGCUCCACAGCGCUUCUCGCAGGACACUCAGAGUUGAUCCCCAUCGCAGGAGGAAGCACAACUGCCUUCUAA